AUGGCCUCUCUGGGUGGCUCCGUGCCUUUCUUCCGGAGCUUUGCUCCCCGACUUUCGAGGGAGUUCUUCACCUGCCGUCAAUGUCUAACGCAGAGCCCCAAUUAUGCCGCUAAACCCGCCUUCCGCAGGCAGUUUGCGGCUUUCUCCUUCACCCCGAAUACGAACAACGCGACUUCGGCCGCGGCAUUUGCUAGAGCGAAGAAGGCCUUCCCUUCGGCUUGGAAGAGGUCGGCUUCCGGAUCCGCAGCUGCGAGUGCGAUUGAGAAUGGAGCUCCCAAGUCUCGAUCGCGAUUUCCCGACGUGAGCCAUAAGUCGGUGGCCUACUGGCUGCUGGGAAGUGCGGCCAGUGUUUUUGGUAUCGUAGUGUUUGGUGGCCUGACGAGAUUAACGGAAUCAGGCUUGAGUAUCACAGAAUGGAAACCCGUCACCGGAUCCUUGCCCCCAAUGAACGCAGACGACUGGGAAUCGGAAUUCGCGAAGUACCGUGAUUCCCCCGAAUUUCAGCUCUUGAACCCGCAUAUGACUCUCUCCGAAUUUAAAUCGAUCUACUACAUGGAAUGGAUUCAUCGUCUAUGGGGCAGAUUUGUUGGUCUAUCGUUUGUGAUCCCGGCUGUUUACUUCGUCGCUCGGAAAAAGGUCAGCAAGCCUAUGGCGUUGCGUCUCGCUGGAAUCGCUGGCUUGAUUGGAUUCCAAGGAUUUAUCGGUUGGUGGAUGGUGAAGUCGGGAUUGAAGGACGACCUUUUCGCACCCGGCAGCCACCCCCGAGUGAGCCAGUACCGUCUGACAGCGCAUCUUGGAGCCGCCUUCGUUUGCUAUGUUGCUAUGCUUUGGAAUGGACUUGCGAUCCUGCGGUCCCACCGUCUUCUCGCGGACCCCGAGGCUGGUACUAAGCUGCUUGACUCGCUCCGUGACCCUAAACUCAACGUCUUCCGUCGCUCGGUUGCCGGACUCGCCCUUCUGGUCUUUACGACCGUCAUUUCCGGUGCCCUGGUCGCCGGUCUUGAUGCUGGUUUGAUUUAUAAUGAGUUCCCGUUCAUGGGCAAUGGCCUGGCUCCUCCCAAAUCGGAGCUCUUCGAUCAGCGGUAUUCGCGUCUCGAGGAUAAGUCCGACCUCUGGUGGAGGAACAUGCUCGAGAACCCUUCUCUCGUGCAAUUGGACCAUCGCAUUCUGGCCAUGACUACGUUCACGAGCAUCAUGGGUCUGUGGGCUUAUUCCAAGUCGCCUGCCAUGAAGCGUCUUCUUCCCCCCGUUGCCAAGAAGGGCGUCCACGGUGUCGUCGCUUUUGCGUUCAUGCAAGUUGGCCUUGGUAUCUCGACUCUGCUCUACCUCGUCCCUACCCCUCUCGCUUCGGCCCAUCAGGCCGGCAGUCUGUUCCUUCUGACUUGGGUUCUUGUCCUGGGAAGCCGCAUCUGGCACCCCUCGCGGACUGCUAAGCUGCUUCAAAUGGCGGCCAAGGCCCGUGGCCAGGCCCUGUCGAAUGCGGCUGCGCAUGGCCCUCGUCGGGUAUAA
This is a messenger RNA of Aspergillus steynii IBT 23096, 1509 nucleotides long. RefSeq names its product cytochrome c oxidase assembly protein cox15 (gene cox15). The coding region runs from base 1 to 1509 and encodes 502 amino acids. Gene Ontology annotation, molecular function: oxidoreductase activity, acting on NAD(P)H, heme protein as acceptor. Gene Ontology annotation, cellular component: mitochondrial inner membrane. The transcript has 2 exons. The record is from RefSeq and is a predicted model, not a curated record. Gene Ontology annotation, biological process: heme A biosynthetic process. NCBI's taxonomy places the organism in Eukaryota, Fungi, Ascomycota, Eurotiomycetes, Eurotiales, Aspergillaceae.